AUGACAAUAAACAUUAACAAUUCAACACAUAAAUUAGUAAAUCUUCCACAUAUUCUAUUAUCAAACAUUGUUAAUAAUUUGAAAGAUAAUAUCGACAAGAUUUGUUUUAGUUUAGUUUGUAAAAGAUGGUUUGAUGAUAGAAAUAGAUAUCUAUGGUUUGAUACCGAUAGUUUAUAUUGUGUCUAUAAAGAUAGUUCAAGGAUCACAUUGAAUUCAUAUCGAUCUUUAAUAUUAGAGUCACUUGACAAAAAGAAACAACGUACUAUGUACGUCACACCAGAUACAAAUUAUACUUUUCUUGUUGAUCAUGUUAUAGAUUAUGAUUCAAUUGAAAGUACAGAUGAAAUCGAUCAAAAUAUAGUAGAAGUAACGGAAACUAGUGAUAUGCAAAAUAGAGAAGAUUCAGAUCAACUGUUUACAAAACUUUAUGAUUUGAUUAGUAAAUCUAAUGUAACAAGUAUAGAGGAUUGUCAAACUUUAUAUUAUGGAAUACCAAUGAAUAUCACCUCAUUGGAAUUUGGUUUUCAUUUUAAUGAACAGUUAUUCAAAGGUUGUUUUCCACCCAAGUUGAAGAGAUUGAAAUUUCUUGGCGGUUUCAAUCAGGUGAUCGAAGUAGGUGUAUUACCUGAUACAUUGGAGAGUUUAGAGAUUUAUACACUCAACCAAAUAUUGGAACCUGGAGUAUUACCGACAUCACUGAAGAUAUUAAGAGUCAUUGGUCCCACACUCGAUAACUAUCUCAAAGUUGGAUCGUUACCUCCAAAUCUAGAAGAAUUCGUUCACAAUGGCAAAGAAGUGUUUAUUGGCUCUAACGUACUACCAAAUUCGUUAAUCACACUACAUAAUGUUCCUUUGUCAUGGAUGAAGUCAAUAAAGUAUCUCGAGAAUCUUAGAUCUAUAGUGUUGACUGAUGGUUCUGGUUUAUUAGAUCUAAGAGAUCUACCGAAAUCACUGACAACACUGCACAUUAUACACUCACUUACAUUACAAUCGGCAUUACCUACCUCGAUUAGACAUCUCAGUCUUGCCGAUUCUGUUUAUGACAUUGACGAAUUGUUCCCAGAUCGCACACUUUAUCAUUUGGAAAGUCUACAAGAAUCGGCAUUCAAACAAGAAUCACUUGAUGGUUUGGAUAUCAAGAAGUUGUCUCUCGAUUAUUAUCAUGAUGAGAAUUCACAUAUACUCAGAGUCAUUCCAUUCGGUGUUGAAACACUUGAAAUUAGUGUAAGGUUUGCCUUUGAUAUCAAACAGGAUUCACUUCCAUCAUCGUUGAAAACUGUUCUAAAAUUAACAUUUUAG
Molecule: messenger RNA, 1299 nt
Organism: Heterostelium album PN500
Lineage: Eukaryota; Evosea; Eumycetozoa; Acytosteliales; Acytosteliaceae
Exons: 2
Coding region: 1-1299 (432 amino acids)
Source: RefSeq, a predicted model, not a curated record